Molecule: messenger RNA, 2224 nt
Organism: Sorex fumeus (smoky shrew)
Lineage: Eukaryota; Metazoa; Chordata; Mammalia; Eulipotyphla; Soricidae
Gene: MAD1L1
Product: mitotic arrest deficient 1 like 1
Exons: 18
Coding region: 38-2191 (717 amino acids)
Biological process (GO): attachment of mitotic spindle microtubules to kinetochore; mitotic spindle assembly checkpoint signaling
Cellular component (GO): kinetochore; nuclear envelope; mitotic spindle
Source: RefSeq, a predicted model, not a curated record
GCGCCGAGGAGGGAGAUCCGAGCUGCGGGCAGUGGCCAUGGAAGACCUGGGGGAGAACACCACUGUGCUGUCAACUCUGAGAUCAUUGAACAGCUUCAUUUCUCAGAGAGUGGAAGGAGGAUCUGCACUUGAUGGCUCUGCCUCUGCCCAAGGUUCUCUGCAAAUGCAGUAUCAGCAGAGCAUGCAGCUGGAAGAGCGAGCAGAGCAGAUCCGGUCCAAGUCACAUCUCAUCCAGGUGGAGCGGGAGAAGAUACAGAUGGAGCUGAGCCAUAAGAGGGCCCGUGUGGAGCUGGAGCGGGCAGCCAGCACCAGUGCCAGGAGCUAUGAGCGAGAGGUUGACCGCAACCAGGAGCUCCUGACACGUAUCCGGCAGCUCCAAGAUCGGGAAGCUGAGGUGGAGGAGAAGAUGAAGGAGCAGCUGGAGCGCAACAAGUUGUGUAAGCAGAGCCUGGAUGCCACCACCAAGAAGCUGCGGGAGAAAGAGGAUAGUCUAGCUGAAGCGGGUGAGACCAUCAGUGCACUGAAGGGUCGGCUCUCAGAGCUGCAGUGGAGUGUGAUGAACCAGGAGAUGCAAGUGAAGCACUUGGAGUCGGAGAAGCAGGAGCUGAAGGAACAACUGGACUUGCAGCACAUAAAAUGGCAGGAAGCUAAUCAGAAGAUUCAGGAACUCCAGGCCAGCCAGGAUGUGAGGGCAGACCAGGAGUUGAGGAUUAAGGACUUGGAGCAGAAGCUGUCUCUGCAGGAACAGGAUGCUGCAGUUGUGAAGUCCAUGAAGUCCGAGUUGGUACGGCUGCCCAAGAUGGAGCGGGAGCUGAAGCAGCUGCGGGAGGAGAACGCCUACCUGCGGGAGACACGAGAGACCAACGGACUACUUCGGGAGGAAGUAGAGGGGCUGCAGCGCAGGCUGGGACGGCAGGAGAAGAUGCAGGAGAAUCUGGUCAAUCUGGAGCUGGAAAAGGAGAGGCUGCUGGCGAAACUGCAGAGCUGGGAGAGACUGGACCAGUCCACAGGCUUGAACAUCAGGACCCCAGAAGAUCUGUCCAGAUUCAUUGUUGAGCUGCAGCAGCGAGAGCUGAGCCUGAAGGACAAGAACAGCUCCAUCACGAGCAGUGCCCGGGAGCUCGAGAAGGCCCGGCAGCAGCUCCAGGACGAGGUCCGCCAGGUCAGCAGCCAGCUGCUGGAGGAGCGGAAGAAGCGGGAGACGCAGGAGGCGCUGGCCCGGAGGCUGCAGAAGCGGGUGCUGCUGCUGACGAAGGAGCGGGACGGAAUGCGUGCCAUCCUGGGAUCCUACGACAGCGAGCUCACCGCUGCUGAGUACUCGCCCCAGCUGACUCGGCGCAUGCGUGAGGCCGAGGACAUGGUGCAGAAGGUGCAUGCGCACAGCUCAGAGAUGGAGGCUCAGCUGUCACAGGCCCUAGAGGAGCUGGGAGGUCACAAGCAGAGAGCGGACAUGCUGGAGAUGGAACUGAAGAUGCUGCAGGCCCAGGCCGGCUGUGCAGAGCAAGGCUUCCAGAUGACCCAGGAGGAGACGGGCUGGCUCAGGAUGAAGAUUGAGGAACUGGAGGGGGAGCGGAGCCGUCUGGAAGAAGAGAAGAAGGCUCUGGAAGCACAGCUCGAGCGGUUCACCCUGCAGGGCGACUACGACCGGACAAGGACCAAGGUGCUGCACCUGAGCAUGAACCCGGCGAGCACCGCGCGGCAGCAGCUGGGCGAGGACCGGGCACGUCUGCAGGAGGAGUGCGAGCGGCUGCGGGAGCUGGUGCGUGGCCUGGAGCGGGGCGGGCCCCUGCCCGAGCACCUGGAGGCCGCCGCGGGGCUGCCGUCCUCCAAGGAGGUGGCAGAGCUGAAGAAGCAGGUGGAGAGCGCUGAGCUCAAGAACCAGCGGCUGAAGGAGGUUUUCCAGAGCAAGAUCCAGGAGUUCCGCAAGGCCUGCUACACGCUCACGGGUUACCAAGUGGACAUCACCACCGAGAGCCAGUACCGCCUGAGCUCCAUGUAUGCCGAGCACAAGGCUGACUGCCUCAUCUUCAAGGCGGCUGGCCCAGCGGGCGCGCAGAUGCAGCUGCUGGAGACGGAGUUCUCACGGACCGUGCCCGAGCUCAUCGAGCUGCACCUGCGGCGCCAGGACAGCAUCCCUGCCUUCCUCAGCGCCCUCACGCUCGACCUCUUCAGCCGCCAGACCAUGGCCUAGGGCCGCACACUCCACACACUCGCCGCACCGCGG